This is a messenger RNA of Toxoplasma gondii ME49, 8219 nucleotides long. RefSeq lists its product as hypothetical. Gene Ontology annotation, molecular function: RNA binding. Gene Ontology annotation, biological process: negative regulation of transcription elongation by RNA polymerase II. Lineage: Eukaryota; Apicomplexa; Conoidasida; Eucoccidiorida; Sarcocystidae. The coding region runs from base 547 to 7380 and encodes 2277 amino acids. Gene Ontology annotation, cellular component: nucleus; NELF complex. The record is from RefSeq and is a predicted model, not a curated record. The transcript is spliced from 18 exons.
GACGAAAAAAACUCGAAAGAGGCUUCUCCCUUCUCCUUCCUCGUGACGAUAAAGAUGUGAAAAGCCGCGGAUAUCUUGCUUCGCCAUUUCCAACGUCCGUAGCGACACACAGAAACACAAAAGGCACUCGUCCGACUUCUCUCGCUGACUCUCACUUGUCGCCAGCAGUUUCCUCGUUUCUCAUUGUUUCCGUCCUCACUGUCGUCUCCUCUCGGUUUCGCUUCUCUCUUGAAAGCAAGACUCUCCGGGGGGUCGCCUUCUCUCGCGUGCGUGUGAUCUCUCCCCCCCUUGGCGGCGCAAAAUACGGAAGAGCAGAUCUCAAAAAACGAACGUUCCCAGCUUGGGUUCCCCAGCCGCCGUUGCCUGCUGGAUUUUUCACCUCUCCUCGACGGUCGCCACUCGAGUGAGGUGUACGUACACCUCACGGUCGAGCGCCAGCGGCGCCACGGCUGCCUCCAGAAGGCGGCGAAAGAGACGUCCUCUUCCGCCUUCUUGUCUGGACUUCUCUUCUCGACAUGCACUGGGAAGAACUACCGAGUUCAGCAGAUGCCUCUCGCUUGUUUCUCGGACGAGGAAGCCGACGUCGAGGCCAGCUCUCCACUGGUAUCCUUUCUGCCUGUCGGUCUUUGUUCAGCCGUCUCUCCUUUUGCUAUUCUGUUAACCCUCCCAGAGUGCGUUCGCGCGAUUUGUCUCUUUCGCCUCGCCUGUCUCCGUCUCCUCUUCUGUCGCCUGCGCCUUUUUCCUCUCCUUGCGCAGGGCCUGCAGCUUUUGGUCUUACGUCUCGCCGCCGCUCUUCCGGCUUCUGCGUCCGUUCUCUGCGGCGGCAGUCCUCGUUGUGUCUCUCAGCCUGCGCGUGUCUGGCGUCCGCGGGAUGCAGAAGUGACAAGGACGCGUAGGGAGUCGAAACUAUGUAUCUGUCCCUCUCUCUCUGUCGCGACGCCUCUUCCCUUUUCGUUUUCGCCUUCGGGUGUACGUACACCCCGGCGAGAUAGGCUCAAGAUGGCGGGGGCUUUGAGUCCGGUGGAUCAGCUCCAGCUGCCGAGCUGUACGGAGCAGGACUUCCAAGAGGCUCUUGCAGCAAUCAAGACGACCGACGCGAUCAUGGACGAAGGGAUCUUCGAGCAACUGAAACGGUACAGCGCAUACAAAUAUCUUUGCCACAAGAGGCAGCAAGUACAGAGUCUCCAGAGGGCUCUUUCCGGCGCCGCCUCCGCCUCCUCCUCCGCCUCCGCCGCCGCCGCUUUGUCGCCCUGUGCAGAAGGACCUUCCGCAGCUGGGGAGAGCAACGGCGUCGGAACCCCACAGCCCAGUGGAGACAGGGGACAGAGGGGACAGUGUCUGUCGGGGGUGAGGGCCGAGGGGACACAGGCGCGGCACACCCCCCAGCGCCCCAGCGUCGUUCUGGACAUCUCGACCCCCGAAGACGUUGGAUGCAUCAGGAAAAUCAACCAUGAAGCCUGCAAUCUCCUCGCGAACAGCUACGAAGGCUACGCGUGGAUGUGCCAGGUGGCGGCGGAGCUCGCGGAAACUCUUGAGGUCUCUGCACACCCGAAGCCCGGCCACGGCACUCAGGCGAAAGGCGCUUCCGCCUCGGGGGCGCUCUCGACUCUUUCUUCUUCUCUCUUUUCUGGAGAAGGCAAGGGGGACUGGCCAGACAACGACGAGGCUUCCCACACUGCGUCCCAGUCCGCCGGAGACGGCGCCGGCGUCUCUGUUCUCUUGCAUGCACUGUGCGACUUUCUGACGAUGAAGUACGACUCCACAGUCACGAGAAAGAACCUCCUCGACGACAGGUCCACGCACGGCAGCUGGAACCCACCCGCCUUCUACUGGCAACUCUUCAAGCAUCCGUCGAUCAUUUCUUGUCUGCUAAAGUUGUACCAAGAGAGGCCGCAAGACGAGUUCCUCGCCUGCUGGUUCCAAGACUACACACAGCACUACCGGCGGGUGUCGUCGACGCGGACAGGGCUCUUCUUCUCUGUUCUCUCUGCGGAGGAAAAAAAGCAAAGUGCCUGCGAAGCGCGGCUCUUCCUGCCAGACGCGGAUCCUUCUUCGCUCUCCCUCCUCGACGAACAUCUCCACACCCAGCAGCAACUGUCCAAACUGACCAGCAACUUCAGUGUCUACACACUCCGCAUGAGCGAAGAAAUUCGCCGCUUUCUUCUCUGGGACGAAAGCGAGGAACUCUGCUCAGCUAGUCUCUCUCAGACCUUCGCGCUCUUCCUUCAUGCCGAGAACGCUUUCUUCUACGCACUGGCUUUGCUGGUGUUUAUUGCGUCUUGGCGUCCGGAUCUGCGGGGCUGUCGACGUCUUGCACAGUUUCUGACGCGGGCCGUGAUGGCCGAACCGCGGCUGCCUCCGUCGCCUUCUCAUCUGAGAGGAGAGAACGUCGGAGAGUCGAGCGAAGAAGAAGUGGAGCGCGAGAAGCGUGUUCGCCGCUCUCAGAGGCAGCGCCUGGAACGACUGCAGGAGCUCAAGGAAGAGAAACAAGGUCUGCAAAUCCGUCUUCAACAACUGCAGCAACGCACGCAACAGCUCGCCUCGUCCUCCGCUUCUCCGUUUGCUUCUCUGUCGCCUGGCUGUUCUUCGCCUGGCGCUGCGGAGACGGAGGGGCUGCGGGGGGAGAGAGACGAGGAGAUGGAAGCAGAGAGAGGAGAGAGCGGAGAGAGAGGAGAGAGCGGAGAGGGAGAAGAGAAGAAUGCAGAGCGUUCGAGGAAAAUGGAGCAGCUGUUGAAAGAGCAAGAAGAGGCAGAGCAAAAGCUGCUCAAGGUCGUGAAGGAGACGGAGGACCUCGAGACGAAGACUCUCGUCGAGGACGCGACACUCGAUUUUUCAGAGUCGCCAGCAAGCGCUGCAUGUGCAGCGGCGUCCAGCGUUCACAGACAACGCGAAGUCUCUGCAGCUCAGCUGUAUCUUCUCAUGACGAACUUAAAUCAAUACCCGCAGCUGGACGAGUUGUUCCGUAGCGUGACGCGUUCGAUUUUCGUGGGCGCUGACGUGCGGCUGUCUCCAUACGACGCAUGCGAACUCUGCGACUUGUUGCAUCGAUGCAUGCGCCCCUUUGAGUCGAUGAAGACACUGCUGUACGAGCGCCGAGACGAGACGGCCCUCUCUGAAUUCUUCACAGACAACUUGGAGAGAGAGGGAGCCUUUGAAGACCACAGAGGGCACUCCGGCCGCGCCGAGGCACAGACGCUCAACGUCCCCAGUGAAGCUGCCGCUCUGUCAUGGGAGGAAGAACUCAAGGCCCGGCAGAAGCGGCGCCGAGGCCAACAAAAAGGCGAAGGAGACGGAGAAGGACGCGGGGAGACGGGGCGUGGUAUGAUGGGGAGUCUGCACGGCUCAGAAUUCGACUUGAGUAAAGAGGGAGAGGGCGAAUGUAGGGGUGAAGGGCGCUUGAGAGCGCUUGAGGGACCAGGCGUCGGCGAAGGGAGAGGAAAAGCGUUUUUUCCUCAGCACCAGUCGGAGACAGAGCAGAGAGAGGCGGACCUUGAAGCAGAAGUGCAGUCGCUUACGUCCUCGCUUUCGCGUUCUUCUGUGAGUUCUCCUUCGGGGACGUCUCUCCACUCGGACUCGAAUGCCAGCGAAGUCUCUUCAGCGGUCUCCUCUUCCCCCUCUUCUUCUCUCUCUUCUUUCCUCUCUUCUUCUGUUUCUUCUUCUGUUUCUUCUUCCCUGUCUUCUUCUCUUUCUUCUUCGCUCUCUUCGCCGGCACCCUUCGCGUUCGGAGGCGAACAAGGGGAGAGACAGAGACUCCAGCACCCUUCUUCUCUUCCGCGGCUGCCUUCCUCCUCUGCAGCCGUCUCCGCCGGCGGACUGGGGAAAUGUUCCGCGCCACUGUCUCGGCAGAGCUUCGGCGAGCGUAGCACCGGGGCGUCUGUACAGCUGAGAGAGGCGUUCCCGCCGCGAGGCGCCGGCGGGGACCGCGGCGAGAGCGAAGUCAGCAGUGCGAGCGAGAAGUCUUCUGGAACUGCGUCGGCCUUUGGUGAGGCGGCGAGCGACGUCUCGAGUUUCCUCUCUUCUUCUCUCGCUUCGUCCUCUCUCUCCGCCGCAACCCCCAGAAGUCUGCAUCCCGCCUUCUCGCCAGCCGGCCUGGGCAAAGGGAAAGUCUUCGGCGCCGUGCCGCCAGGCCUCGCGUCCGGAGACCGGAGACACUUGGAGGGCGAACGCGUCGAAGUCGAAGGCGAAGUGCGUCCGGCGCCGGCGUGGGGCGCGCGCGAACAAGAACCGGGCGCGUCUGUUGACGUGUACGUACACCCGGCGGGCGAAGCUGCGGUGGUCGACACGAACGAAGUGUACAUACACCCGAGGAUGACGGCGGAGUCCGAGGCGGACGGGUCGCACGUCGACAGCGAAGGCUUCGGCGACGCGGAGGGAAGCGUCUUGGCGGCGGACCAAGGAUACGGGAGGGGAAGCGGCAAGACGUUUUGUGAGGACGGUCAGAGUCGAGGGGAGAGUCGACUUUGCAGCGGACGUGGAAAGCAGCUGGCCCCGCGGAGGUACGUGGAGCUUGGCGUAGCGAGACUCGAAGACGAACGUGCAGCUCGACGCGCCGACGUCCUCGACUUGCCCUCUGCCUCUCAGUACGGAACUUGUCGCGCCCGAGACUUCGAAUACCAGCGCCUCCGCAAAUCGCCUGCGGCGCCCCCGUUGGAGGCCCUGCGCGAGACGGCGUUGAUCGACAGCUUGUUGGAAGAUUUCGUAAACGCGCAAGUGUCUCUGGAGGCGGGCGCUGCGUCGGCGGACGCGUCGCUGUCUCUUCUUUCGGAGACAGCUGGCGAGACGUGCGAAGCGACCGACGAGCUCGACUCGCGGGGCCGGUCGUCUGUGGCGCCAGAGUCUUUCGCGCAUGCAGCGAGUGUCGGGCCGCGAUAUCUGAAGUACGUGAACCUGCUGGUCAUGCUCUGCGUCCUCUGCGCCUACGAGUUGACCCAUCGCUGGUGGGAGGAUCGGAAGGAGGCGAAGCGCCGCCGCAGAGAAGAAGCGAACCGCGGUGUCCCUACACCCGGCGAAGAAGCGCUGCCGCGAGACGCCUGGCAGUUCUACGACGACGAGGAAGAAGAAGGCGGCGCCGAAGAAGCAGAAGAAGAAGUGGAGGAAGAGGGGGAGGAAGAGGAAGAAGAAGUGGAAGAGGAAGAGGGGGAGGAAGAGCAUCAGCAUCUUCGUGUCGAGAGCGAUUCGGACGUCGACGCCUUUGCCGCUGGCGCCGACGCGGCCCCGCCAGCCCCCAGCGACGAGCUGCUCUGGGGUGUACGUACAGCCGGCGAGGCGGCGCACGCGUCUUCGCAGAAGCUCCGAAAGUCGCGACAGGAGGCGCUAGGCGAGAGUACUUUUGAGGCAGAGCGAAGACCCGUUGCAAGAGAGCCGGAAGGGAGAGAAGAGAGACAAGCGUCGGGACGGUGGGGAAUGGAAGAUUUAUUCGAGGAACCGGAACAUCAUCUGCCAGGGACGUCCUUCCGCACUCCGGCUGCAGUGUAUCGACACCGGAACGUAGAGGAACUUUGCUCGCCGACGAUGCCUCGACGGGCGCCUCUGGCCUCUGCGCCUCCUUCGCCUUUCUUUCAGGCGACUCAAACGCAGACUUUUUCAGGCUUUCCUGAGGCUCCUGGGCGAGGAAAAGACAUGCAAUUUUUCGCUUCUGGGCGAGGAAAGGGCGCUCGAGAAGGCUUCCUCGAAAGAUCGCUUGCUUCCGAAAAAGACGCGCCCUCAGACGAAGCCAGCGAUGACAACAGUGAAAGUAGCGACUCCAACGGCAGCAGCUACUCCAGCAGCAGCGCGGGCGCUUCAUCUCUCUCUCCGCCUCACCCGUCCUCUUCGUCGCAGUCAUCGUGUCUUUCUUCUUCUCCGUCGUCUUCCCUUUCCUCUUCCUCCUUGUCGUCGCCAACUCCCUCGCGUUCGUCUGUCUCCGGCGCGGGACCGCGCGACCGAGAAACGCAAACUGCACGCGCUCUUCCGAGCCAGUUUUCCGACGAUUCUCAACACACCGCUUCUCCCCCAGGAUCCUCGUGCUCCAGUUCUUCUUCCGGUUCCUCUUCUCGAUCUUCCUCGCUGAAUUCUUCGUGGAACUCUUCUUCUUCGCUGUCUGUUCCUGCGCCUGAGGGAGCUGGGGCGCGAGCGGAGUCCGCGUCGAGUUCCUCAGUGUCUGCGUCCUCUCCGUUUCCAGCAAAGUUGGGGAAGAAGGCAAAGCUGAGUGCAUGCAGCGGAGGUUCUCGGCGAGCGGAGAAGGAGGUCGCGAACUCGCGAGUCUCUGUGCGAAAAAGACGCCGCGAGGAGACAGAGAGACGCGGGGGCGAGGGACAUCGGGAGGAAGCGGAGAUGGGCGACUCUGGGAGCGAGGUCAAGAGCACAGUUACGAGUAAAAUCUACAGAAAUGUCCAUACUCGCAGCAAGCUGGGAAGAGGCAGACACUUGAGUCUCCUUUCUGCCGACAUGAUUCGCACUAAAUUCGAGGAGUUUUGCGGCGCGGUUGAACGCUACAAGUCGAUUGCGCGAAACGAACUCGUGCAGAUUUACCGCGUCUGUCGAGACCCGAAAGUCUCCUUCCACUUCAAAGUGUUUCGCUUUCUCUCGCUGGUCGGCACCAACCUCGCAGCCUCCGCAGUCCUCAAGUUCCUCUGCCUCUCGCUCUUUCCAGGUCAGGCCACGAGCUCGGUGGAGACACCCUGUCUCCUCUCACCCUUCGCUGUCUCGCACUUCUCGCCCUCCGUCGCAGAGACUCUCGCAGAACGCCGGACUCCGACAGGCGCCGAAACUCAGCGGCGGGCAGCUUUCUUCGAGGAACAUGAGCAGGGAGAAGAAACGCGACACAGUGCUGAUUCUCUCCUCCUCGUCUCGGACGGCCUUCUCCUUCUCCUCAAAGUCAUCGUCGACAGACACGCGCAAAAACGAAUUCCUGUCAUAGAUCUGCUCGGACGAGUGUUGAUUGCCGGUACGAGGCAGGAACGAAAGUCUCUGGCGCUCGCGCAGCAGCACAUGGAGAGACGCACCGCCGUCGUCCGCUUCCUGCUCUACACCUGCAAAUUCGAAAACGAAGUCAUUGCCGUUCUCUCCCUCUUCCGACGCCUCCACGAAAGACUUGACCGGUCGCUCUGGCGCCUCUGCCUGUCGGAACUUCUGCGGCACUGCGGACCGCCGUUUUCCUCCUCCUUCUGUCUCCCCGUCCUCGACCUCCUCGUCCAAACCAUCAACACUCAGGGCCAGUGGCUGCAGAAGUCGACGAAGGAGCCGGACAGCCGACGUUUGCGACUGCUCAUCGAGAGAUUCAUUGAAGAAUCUUCUUCUUUCUGCGAUGCCCCGCGGGAGCCUCCUGCAGAGGUGAUGCACCUUUGCCAGAUGCUGACGCGCAAGCUGCAGGCUGUCGACGCGCUGUCGCCUCAGGAGUGAAGAAGGCAAGAUGACAGUGAGGACAGGAAGUCACGCGAAAAAGCCAAAAGAACUGCGCGAGAGAGCAGCGAGGAACGAGGAGGCGAAGGCAGCAAGAGCGAGCAGAGAGGAGGAACAUCGGAGAAAGACAGGGAGCCGACCUGGAGGCCGAGAAAGAGAGAGUGGCGCAUGCAGAAAGAGGAAGAAAGGGAUGUGCGUCGGGGGAGGAAGAGGAAGACGCAGAAGGAGAGCGGGAAGGCAAUUGGUCGAAGGAGAGAACGACGUCGACGCAGGGAGAAUUCGAACAACAGGGCAAAAGGAAGAGAGAGUAACACGGCGAAGCUUGGGACAUCUGCUUUUGCUUAAAGCGAGGGAAAUUUUUUCAGAGACAGAACUCUUCUAAUGCAGACUUUUGUCAAGUUCUUUUCGGACCCAUGUUCAAAAGCGGGUGCUGCGCGCAUGCCCCGCUGCGGUACAUCUGAAGAUAUCAUUUUUCUUCUCGGGGAAACAAAGGGGGAGAAACAGAGGCUCAUCGGAUGCACUUUGCGCACUGCAGGCUCAGGCAUGCAUUUUGUCAAGAAACGACAUUCCACUCAAAAGAAAUUCGAUGUUUCUCUCGAAAGGAGACGAAGUAACCACGCAUCGACACCUCAUUCAUAUUGCAAGAAUGCUCAUGUACCACGCAUCUAUUUGAGUAUCUUUUUCCUCUACAUAAGUGUACAUCUGUGUACAAAUAUAUUUGUACUAUAUUUAUACAAAUAUAUGUAUGCACGGACGGGAGAUUCUGAAUGGUUUUUUUCUCGAUUCACAGAGAGAAGGGGAACAAAGACCGAUUUGCUGAGAGGGCCCGCUUGCCGAGA